AGUUGCUCGGGGCUAAGCUCUCUUUCUUUCUCUCGAACUAGAAAAAAAUCUUUCUUCUCUGUGAGAAAAAAACUCUUUUGAAUGAACUUUCCCCUCUUUUUUUCUUUGUGGUUAUUACAAAGACAGUAACUGUUCUGACAAGAAGUUCCACAGUCACGGGUUUGGAUAUACGUAGUGGCCGCAAAAGGAUUCAGAGGGAAAGGAAGCACCAGUACAACCUGCAUUAGAAAAUAUUUCCAUAUUUGUGCAAUAGGAUUGGAAGAACGAGGUGCCUCCAUGCUUCACAGCUGAAGGGCGCAUAUGAUGACGGGCAACAGGCUCCUCCUAGGUGUGGGUAUCACAGCCUAAAUCUUUGCUUAGCUUGUUUAAUUAGAACAAACCUAGGCUGCCAGAUACCAUCACAAACUGACACAUCAGCAAGGACUGAACCUGGCCAGAGGAACUUCUGAUCAAGUAAUAAGAUUUUCUAAGGUCUGGAAAAGACGGUAUGUUGGAUCAGAUUCAUUGGCUGGCUGCUGUGACAGUCCUGGGAGUCCUGGAGCAAGCCUACUUCUUCCUCCAGGUGAUCUAUGCUAGGAGGUUGUUUGGUAUUUCUCCUCCAAAGAUCUCAGGCCCUCCUGAAUUUGAAAGGAUCUUUCGUGCACAGGUGAACUCCUCUGAGUAUUUUCCCAUCUUCCUGGCACUUCUGUGGCAGGCUGGACUCUUCUUCCAUCAAGGUCUGGCUGCAGCCUUGGGUCUGCUCUAUCUCUAUGCCCGCUACUGCUACUUUAUGGGAUACAUGGCAUCAUCCUCAGAAAGACUCGUCCCGAUAUACUUCAGCGCUGGAGUUCUCUGGAUUCUCAUUGCAGUCUCAGCCCUUGGCAUCCUGCAUUUCUUCCUCUGUCACUACGUAGGGUUGAACGUCCUCCAGCUUCUCACAGCAUGACCCAUUCCUCCGUGUUUCUUCACUGUCCUCAUCCUCAUUUCCUGCCCCCUCCUGCCCGCCUUAACAGACUGGUUGCAACUUGACAGCCCUCAACAGGAAAUCCACCCUCACCCGGGGUUUUAACAUCUCCUUCCUCACUGCCCAGCACUGGCAGGAACUGCUGAGCUGUGUAGAGAUACUUUUCCCCCAUGGCACUUUGUGUGCCAAGUGCUCCACAUCUGGCUGCUCCAUCGUGUCUGGUGUGGAAACAACAAUCCCAAACAAGGACAUAUAAAAGCAAACUCUUCUCAGUCUUAGUUUCCCAGUGAGUUGCCAAAGGGAAGUGCCAUGUGCUCCCCAUCCUCCAGUGGCUCUGCCCUCAGCCCAGGCACAGAACACGGAUUCAUGCCAGUUUUCCAAAGCUCACACCUAAGAAAGGCAUUUGGAACAGAUGUGGGCUGAGGCAUAACAAAAGAGGUGAGGGAUAAACUGGAGCAGCCACCAACAUGUUGUGCAAAAGUCUGUUGGUGCCCUCACGCUGGUUAUCAGCCACUGCUGUAAAUUGGACUGUGCAAACUCAUCACCACUGCUGCGUGUGCCACUUUGAGCUCAGCCCAGAGACAACAGGUACAAAUAAAAGGUCACUGAACUUGCUGUCCUGGGUGUCUCUUUGUGAGUCUGCAGAGAACAGAAACAUGAGUGUUUGAGUGCAAGGUGGCUGGCUGCCUUUGUUUCCCUGACAUGCAGCCCAACAAAGCCUGCAACCCUGUAUGCCAUGGGAGGAGAGCUCUGAGGAAGGAGAAACUGAUUUUUGGAGAUGUUGAGUUCAUGGGUUGGGUGCUGAGCUGCUCAGCACCAAAAAGUGGUUUACCCAGUGUUCAGGUCCCUCCCACAUCAAGAGGGGCUGGGUUUUCAUGAGUCCAGUGUUCAUAAUACUGAUGCUUUUGGCCACUGGUCCCUUCAUGUUGGUGCCCCAGCUCAGGAAAUCCCAGCAGUGCUCCAUGUGUCAUGUGGGGAAUUCACACCAAACCCAGAGAGUGAAAGAAAUUGCACGAGCAUGAUGCCAGUCCAACCACAUUAUAAAGCCUACUGCUCUCCCCUCCUUUUCCCAGCAGUAGGAAUAUCUGGACUGUCAGAACAAAAGGCAGGGGCUUUUUGGAAGAAAUUAUUAUUUUUUCACAUCGUUUCUUUUCCUUCCGUGCAUUUUAAAUUGGCUUCUCCAGCAAAGCCCCCAGUCCAUUUCAGGCUCUCCUGCCCUGGAGUCAUGCUGCUGCAUUGAAAUUGGCAAAUGCUGCAGGGCAAGGCUUAAAGCCAAACAAAAACUGUACAAUACUUGUCUCCGCAAAGUUUUCCGUGCAGCAAGGUCCCAUCCUCACUGGAAUCUUCAGGUGUCACAGCAAGAUAAACAAUAACUUUCUCCUGGCAUCUUUGGUGACACAUUUCAGAAAAGUCUGAGCAUAGUGUAACCCCGACUGUGCCUUAGCAAGGUCAAGAAGGAACAAAUUUCACAGUGAGAUUUCACUUAGCCUUUGCAUUAACAGGCCCUACCAUCUCCUGAAGUUUCCCCCAGUCCUCACCUUUUUACCAGUAUAACCAGACACAUCCCAGAGAGUUAAUGCAGAAGGACCAGCCCCAGCUGCUGGUGCAGGUCCUGACUCUGCAUCAAAACUCUGCUUUCUAGGUUUUGUCCAAGUGGCUGCUCACUGGUUCUGUAGACAUGUUACCCUGGUUUUUCUGAGUUUUUUAUAGCCUUUUAGAUUUUCAUAAAUGGAGUCAGAUUUUUAGUUACUGUACAAUAUUAAAAGCAGUUCUACCUUUUCCCCACAGAUGUAACAUAAACAAAUCCUUUGUUUUUCAUUCUCUGUCCUUUGUUUGCAUAUUUCUAACCUGAAAACAAUUGUAACUGACGGCUGGUCUGGCCAGUUGGCUUGAGAGGUGAAAACACUAAAAGCCAAUCUUCUGCUAGACCCACAAAUGUAUAAAAAGUAAGAAAUAAAACAAAGAGGCGCUCUCCGCCCUGGAUUCAGCCUUGAGCUGGACGGAGAAACCUCUGCUCUGCGAAA
Messenger RNA from Hirundo rustica (Barn swallow), 2967 nucleotides. Its product is annotated as leukotriene C4 synthase-like. Bases 488 to 925 code for a protein of 145 amino acids. Gene Ontology annotation, biological process: leukotriene biosynthetic process. The transcript has 6 exons. Lineage: Eukaryota; Metazoa; Chordata; Aves; Passeriformes; Hirundinidae. Gene Ontology annotation, cellular component: endoplasmic reticulum; membrane; nuclear envelope. Gene Ontology annotation, molecular function: glutathione peroxidase activity; leukotriene-C4 synthase activity; glutathione transferase activity. The record is from RefSeq and is a predicted model, not a curated record.